UAUAGCAUAUAAAAAUACUAAAUACAUAUUUUAACUGAACAGGGGACGAAUUACGGUAGUUAUGGCAGCAAAGUCCUCCAGAGAUGAUUAGCGGUGCGUUUGGAUGCAGUAAACCACCUGCCUGAGGAAGGUGAAAGGUGAAAGGUCAACAUGCUGUCGCGCACCAUCCCCGCCCUCUCUGUCUGUCGGCUAUUCCCAGUGGUGUGGUGGAGUAACUCGUGCAGCUGUGUCCGUGCCAAUUUUCGUCAUUUCAAGCCACCAAGAUCACAUAGAACCAUGGCCAGCACAGCAUACCGCAUUGAAAGUGACAGCUUCGGAGAGUUGAAGGUCCCUGCAGACAAGUACUACGGUGCCAUGACUGAGAGGUCACGGCUAAACUUCAAGAUAGGAGAUGAGAUGGAGAGAAUGCCUUUCCAAGUCAUCAAAGCAAUGGGUGUCCUUAAGAAGGCCGCUGCAGCAGUCAACCAGGAGUAUGGUCUGGACCCAGACCUGGCAUCAGCCAUUAUGAAGGCUGCAGAUGAGGAGGUACAGCUGUUGGCACAGGUCUCAACACCAGGAUAGGGUUUGCAGAGAAGAUUGCCUCCAAAAUUGCUGAGUUAACAGGUCUGCCAUUUACCACUGCCCCAAACAAGUUUGAGGCUCUGGCUGCACAUGAUGUGUUAGUGGAGCUGUCAGGUGCCAUGAACGUGGUGGCCUGCAGCUUGAUGAAGAUAGCCAAUGACAUCAGGUUCCUGGGGUCAGGGCCACGCUGUGGGCUGGGCGAGCUGCAGCUGCCGGAAAAUGAACCAGGCAGCAGCAUCAUGCCAGGUAAAGUAAAUCCCACCCAGUGUGAAGCCAUCACCAUGGUUGCAGCUCAGGUCAUGGGGAACCAUGUAGCCGUCACUAUUGGGGGCAGCAACGGGCACUUUGAACUCAAUUGCUUUAAACCCCUCAUUGUAAAGAACGUGCUGCAGUCUGCCCGCCUUCUGGGAGAUGCCUCUGUGUCCUUCACCAACAACUGUGUAGUGGGCAUCCAGCCUGACCAGGAUCGCAUCUCCAAGCUCCUGAAUGAAUCCCUCAUGCUGGUUACAGCCCUAAAUCCACAUAUAGGAUAUGACAAGGCAGCUAAGAUUGCUAAGCUAGCACACAAGGAGGGAACCACACUGAAGGAAGCUGCCCUCAAGCUCGGAUUUCUAACCAGUGAGCAGUUUGAUGAGUGGGUUAAACCACAGGACAUGCUGGGACCAAAGUGAUGUUACAGGUCCUGAACUCACCUCUACAAAGUAUCCAACAGUUUGAAUGGCUCUGUAUUCUGCCCUUUUAAGUGCCAUGGAUGUUGGGUCAGACUGGCUACAAUACAAUUCAUCACACUUGAAGUGAUAUCUUCGUCAAAAAGUGUCUGCUGUUUAUUAAAAAAAACGCAUUUACUGUCAAUGCCGCUUAUGCUGUACACUGUUUGUAUCAAUAGAAUAGCAUGACAUAAUCACCAACAAUGCCUUGUUGCAUUUGUAUAAAUAUGUAGUGAAAUAUCUGCUUAACUAUUUUGAAAUAACGUACAUCGAUGGACUAAAGAUUUUUGGUAUCUUCAUGAAAUAAGGGUUGGUUUGAUAUGUAGGAGAUAUUGAGCUUCACAUGUUUCAAUACUCUUACAAGAUAUUUUUUCUCUAUUACAUGAGAUGAUUUUUUUCCACACAAUAACAAAUGCUACAUAAAUGAAGGGUA
Branchiostoma floridae (Florida lancelet) is the source of this 1701-nucleotide messenger RNA. Its product is annotated as fumarate hydratase, mitochondrial-like. Gene Ontology annotation, molecular function: fumarate hydratase activity. Gene Ontology annotation, biological process: tricarboxylic acid cycle; fumarate metabolic process; malate metabolic process. Gene Ontology annotation, cellular component: mitochondrion; tricarboxylic acid cycle heteromeric enzyme complex. Lineage: Eukaryota; Metazoa; Chordata; Leptocardii; Amphioxiformes; Branchiostomatidae. The record is from RefSeq and is a predicted model, not a curated record.